Molecule: messenger RNA, 1293 nt
Organism: Stegodyphus dumicola
Lineage: Eukaryota; Metazoa; Arthropoda; Arachnida; Araneae; Eresidae
Product: adenosine receptor A3-like
Biological process (GO): G protein-coupled receptor signaling pathway
Cellular component (GO): membrane
Molecular function (GO): G protein-coupled receptor activity
Source: RefSeq, a predicted model, not a curated record
AUGAAUUUCUUCCUUUUCAUUAUAGGUUUCACCUCCGAAGAAAACAUCGGCAUGAUACCUCGAGUCAAUAUCACAGUAGCUGUCAAAGAUCCGGACAUUGAUUCUCCUUCAGAUCCUGGAGGAUCAGAAAUAACCCCUGCAACCCGGCCAGAUGUGAUGGAAUGGGUCCUUCCAGCGUCGGACACUUGGACGUCUCCUGGUCAGCUAACUUUAGCAGUGCUUAUCGUCUUUCUGCUGUCAACUUCUAUAAUUUGCAGCAACGCGUUGCUUCUAGUAGCUGUAUAUCGCUUCAAGCGAUUGAGGAAUCCAAGCAAUUAUUUCGUAGCAUCACUAGCAUCAGCCGAUUUUGGAUUGGGAUUACUUUUACCCCCAGGACUGUAUUUCGAAUUCACAAGAUCUCACGUCAGAUGUAUAGUGCUUUGUCUUCUUCCAUACUGCCUCUUCAUCUUGUUGUGUUCCGUCGCUUUAUUAAGCAUAACAGCCGUAGCUGUGGAUCGAUGCACAUCUCUAGCAUCACCUUUGAAAUACAACAAUAUCAUAACCCACGGAUCUGUUGUGAGAUAUAUUGCUUUGUUCUGGAUAUACUCGCUUUUGCUCUCUUCCUUUCCCUUGCUGUACUGGUUUUCUGCAAAAGGAUCAUCUAUUACGCAUAACUGCUCUUUUAUAACCGUUGUUCUCUGGCCUUCACGAGUUUUCCUAUUCACUGUGCUGUUUGUUCCAUGUACUUUGCUUGUGAUCAGUAGUUAUGGGUAUGUAUAUGCAGUAGCCCGUUCUCAUGCGCGGGCUAUAUUUUCAGCUGAAUUGUCCUUUCGACAGCAUCCUUUAUCCGGACCUAAGUAUGGAAGGACUUUAGCAGGUACAGUAGGACUAUUUUGUCUUCUGUGGAUGCCCUUCCAAGUCGUUGCAUUCACAGACUCACUCAAUGAGAAGACAGUUUUCUACCUCGGUCUUUUGGCAAUAGCGAGUGCGGCGACUGAUCCUUGGAUGUACGGUUACAGAAGUGCGGAAUUUAGAAUCGCUUCUAUAAGAAUCUUGGAAACUACAUUUCCCCAGCUCAGUGGUGCUCUGCACAAACCUCAAGUGAGACGUGCCAGUAUGAUAAGCUGUCCGUCACAUGCGCGCUUAGGGUUAACACCGAAUCAUGUAACUCACACAGCUGACACGAUGUGCGCUACAUUUAUUGAAAUACCCAUCAUCGCGCGACCUCUGGAGGAAGUUGCUGCCGCCCAAGUUUAAACAGUCUGUGAUAUAUUAAAAAUUAACAAAGAUGUUCCUCCAUAUGUUUCACACAGA